Molecule: messenger RNA, 1458 nt
Organism: Peniophora sp. CBMAI 1063
Lineage: Eukaryota; Fungi; Basidiomycota; Agaricomycetes; Russulales; Peniophoraceae
Source: the annotation of a GenBank genome assembly
AUGGCUUCCAUCCAAAAUCUGCCGCAGGACUGCCUCCUGGACAUCUUCCUUUUCCUGGCCGUAGCAUGGCCGGCCGGAAAGUACAGACCGGGAAGCGAGACUGUUGAUCUCGGAUGGGUACUAGCUGGCCACGUCUGUCAUCGGUGGCGGUCGGUCUUGCUCGGUUCGCGGACGAUAUGGUCGUUAUGGGCGACGUCCUUCUGCAAUACUGACGCGCUGCGGGUAUUCGUGGAAAGAGCAGGCCCGGCUGGGCUGUGGCUCGAUAUGAACAUCAUGCAUAGAAACUCCAUUGACAGGGGGAUCGCGCGUGAAGUGUUGGACGCCGUGAUGGACCCAGACCUCUGGAGAAGGGCUCGAGGCAUCAUAACCAACGCCGGCAACCGUGGUCACCUAGCCUUCACCCCGCUACUUCCCCAGAGGCUCACCUCCUUUGCCCUCCUCAACGUACAUACUGUGGACAUCUUUCUUCCCCGACAGUUCCGCUUGGACAGAGAAAUAGUCGCCCCGGCCUUAACAUCAAUAACCAUACGCUCAGACGCAGCGGUGACAUCACAGUGCCCAGUACCCGUACGGAUCUUGAUGGCACUUUUUGAGACUUCCACAAUUCUUCGCUUCAUUUCCCUGCGCCGCUGCGUGGACACGACGCCAAUACAUGUCUUCCCUCCCGGCGGGCGCGAUCGUCGCCUGCUCUCGGUGCUUGACGUCGGAUGCAUGGACGAAAGGCUGCUUCAUGUCAUUCAUCACUUCUUUAUCGUUGACUCUUCGUCGUCGGUGUCUAUCGACCUAUACUCCGUUUCGCAACUGUCGGGCGCUAUGAAUCUAUGCUUUGAAGACUUUGGUCUCAAUCGCAGCCUGGUGAAAUGCAUGGGCAUUCACUUUGACGACGAGCACGCUCGUGGAGAGGGCCGGGACGACCUAUUUCGGUCGUACUUUUUUGCUAUACGACUGCAUAUCCGGGACGACUUCGUCGUCAUCUUACGCAUGGAUGAAGGACAACAAACGUGGUCGUGGAGGAGCUUCAUCGAUAUAUUCCCCUGUUCGAAUAUCACAUCACUUACGCUUCGGAAUCCAGCCGAUCUUGAAUCUCAAACCGUCGAACGGCCUGGAGAACUUCUAAACCAGCUACAGUGCAUAGACACUGUUACAGUGUCAGAUCGUCAGCACGUGGAUCUCCUCAACGCCAUUCCCCUCACGUCGCCGAUAUCUACGAUCGUCGUUGACAUGGAUACUGCGGCAGACAACGAGGAUCUCGCAGACAUAUGGCACUGGUUACAACGUCGAGGGAAGAAGGAUAGAACUGUCCGGCUUCUGCUGACGGGCAGAUUACUGACGGCGGACGACAUCGAGCGAUACCGCCGCAUUGAAGCCCCCGUCAUUAGUGCUCUUGAGGUGUUUGUCACUGUUGAAGACCACCGAGUGCUCGAGAAGACCCACUCAUCUCGCGUGUAUCAUGCUUAG